AUGACUGGGAAGUUGGGACUGCUGCUUAUUCACCCGGCUGUGACGACGAUGCCUGAGAUGGUCGUCGCAGUCAAGGAACAGGCGAAAAGAGAUAACGUUUCGAUAAUCGACCAGUUCUUGGUCAACAAAGUGGUCGACGGUUCUGUGAAUCUGAAGGCCGGGAAGUACGAUAUUAUUAGGUACUUGACGCCCGAGAAGCUCGAGGAGAUUAAAUUUCCUAAGAUGCUGAUUGCGGUUUUACAAGAAAGCUUGAAAGACGACGGUUUGUUGUACGGCUUGAGUGAUCAGUACAAGGUAGACGCCUUGCUAAACGGGUUUGAAAUAGUCAGUGGUGAUGGUGAUGUGGGUGAGUACCACUGGAUAAAGAAACCCGCUGUUGCGAACGCUACUGUGGGGAUUGUUCCCCUGAAGGGGAAAAGUAAUACUACGGGGGCUAAGCCAGCGGCGCUGCCCUCGUUUAAAAAGAAGACCACCGGAUCUACAUCUGCAUUACCCUCGUUCAAAAGAGCAGCAAAGACCCCCGUACCUGUCUCUAGUCCCAAAGUGGGCGUAGAGGAGGAGGAGGAUUUUGGUGACCUUGAGGAGGAUGACUUGUUCAGCGAGUCUGCGAAGGCCCGUUUCCUCGACGGGAACGACGAGGAUGACGAUGAAUCUAUUGAUGAGGACGAACUGGUCACGGAUAAGUCAGGUAAAAUCACCUUCAUCACUUGCGGGAAGAGCAAGACCAAGAGGAAGAAGGCGUGUAAGGAUUGUAGCUGUGGUAUCAAGGAGGAAGAGGAGGAAGAGAUCGAUAACGUUAGAACGCAGCAGGACAAAGUUAUCAAAUUCACCGAGGACGAGCUGACCGAAGUCGAUUUCACCAUUGACGGUAAGAAGAUCGGUGGAUGUGGGUCUUGUUCUCUGGGGGAUGCGUUCAGGUGCAGCGGCUGUCCGUACUUGGGGUUGCCCGCGUUCAAGCCUGGUCAGGCCAUCAAUCUGAACGCCAUUUCGGAUGACUUGUAA
Molecule: messenger RNA, 1002 nt
Organism: Huiozyma naganishii CBS 8797
Lineage: Eukaryota; Fungi; Ascomycota; Saccharomycetes; Saccharomycetales; Saccharomycetaceae
Gene: DRE2
Product: electron carrier DRE2
Exons: 1
Coding region: 1-1002 (333 amino acids)
Biological process (GO): iron-sulfur cluster assembly
Cellular component (GO): cytoplasm
Molecular function (GO): iron-sulfur cluster binding
Source: RefSeq, a predicted model, not a curated record